Meloidogyne enterolobii is the source of this 2944-nucleotide messenger RNA. NCBI's taxonomy places the organism in Eukaryota, Metazoa, Nematoda, Chromadorea, Rhabditida, Meloidogynidae. The record is from the annotation of a GenBank genome assembly.
UUCGGUCCAAGAUAAAAUGUCGUGUGAAGAAAAACUUUUGGAAGAUGUGAAUGUCAUUGAUCCAGAGAAAAUUACUGAAAGUUUGGAGAACUUAGUCCUGGGGGCUGAAAAUGAAAAUACUGAAAAAGAAGAAACACUGAAACAAGCACUGGAUGAAUGGGAGAAGUCAGGUAAUUCGUGGGGAGAAGAAAAUGAAUCACAAGACUUUGGAAACGGUGGGUUUAGUGGGGCCUCGGCUCAAAAUAAAGAUAAAUUUACAGAGGUUAAAAGUAAAGAAAAGAAGAAAGAAGAAAAGGAAGAGCCAAAAGAGCGAGUACCAAAAGGAAGACGUUAUGUUAUUUCACAGCUUCAAGAAGCCAGACUUAUUGCAGUGUCGACAUCCCCAAACAAAGAAGAUGAAUGGCCUCUAUUCAUGGAAAUUCCUUGGAAUGUUCUAGUUGAAAUGAAUAAUGAAGAUGCGACAGAUGCAUGCGUUGGGGAUGACAUUUACAUCACUAAAUUCCAGCUCCGUACCGACAAAUUCCAAACCUUGAAUGAAAAUACGUGGUUCUAUCAAGGGAAUAUCAAUUGGCAAGCCACUGCGACUGAAGUGGAGAUGGUUGGAAUACAAGAAUAUAGAAUGAAGACAGGUUUUGUUGUUGAAACUAGGAAGAGGGGAAAAGAUGGAAAGACAGGUUCAAUUCGAGUUAUUGCUUUUGGAAUGGAGCGGACUUCGGUCCUUUAUAAACGUCAGUGUGUAGAAGUGGAUUGGGACAACUUAAAGAAGGGAAUGUUUAUUGAUGUAGCAUUGGCACCCAUUGAGGAAGGAUGGUUAAUUGGUCCAAACUAUAUUUUACCUCCGGGAUGUAAUUUUCGACUGGGAACAGAAGUAUUAGCGAGAUCAAAUUCCAAAAUAGCCACAGCUGCAGGUUCAUUUGAGGGUGAAUGGCGUUGGACAGCAGCGUCUGGCAUUCCAAGAGUCUUCCCGAUAACUCAACAAUACACGAUGGACGAAAUUCAUUUAGCUGAGACCCUUAUCGCAGCAGCUCUAAUUGUAGCAAGCGAAGAAGAAGAGACUUCGCGCAUGGAAACCACGUACGUAGGCCCGUUAACAAGAGUGUCGGAAGAAAAUCGUCGCAACUUUACAAUUAUGUUCGCCUCGGCGGAAAAGAAAUUUAUUAAGAAGGUCACUGAAAUUUGGUCCAAAGAUUCAAAUAUUUCUGCUCAGACAUCGUACAGAUCCAAAGCUUUUGCCCAAGGACAUGUUAAUGAAGUAAGAAAAUUAGAGUCGCAAGACAACAAAAUCAGAAUCGAAGUUGAGAUCACAUUAGUCGUAAAUCAAGGAAAAUUUGACCACCAAGAUGACUUUGAGUCAAUGCUAGAAGGAUCAUCAGUAAUAUUGCGUGUUAGAGAAGGAGCGGGCGGCUUUCGUAUGCAAGCUGAAACUUUCGGAUUUCAUCUCCCAAGCAUUGUCUGUGAACGAGACACCCCUCAAGCCGAAAUUGUCAAAUCGCUUUUGGGCCGAUCAGGGACGAUCGACCGCGUUGAUGAGAGUGAGCUGGCUAAUCUAGAUUUGAAUAUGGAAUGUGUUCGUCAACUGAAUGACAAACAACGACACACACUUGUCCAUUGGUUGAAUCCCGGGGUGGGGCGCGUCCAUUUCACCCAGGCCCCACCCGGGACGGGCAAGACCAAGAUCGCAGCCACAUGUAUUGCAGCAGCGUUGCGAGUGGAGCCAGAAAGCGCAGUGUUGGCCUCGGCCAUGAGUAAUCUCCCAGUGACUAAACUCGUCAUCGAAUCAGCCAGAGCAGAAGUAGCGGUGGACAUGGUUGCAUUCUUUUCUGGAUCAGCACGUGUGAGGUACGGUGAACAAAUUGGACAGUUAGAAGAAUAUUUAUUGGAAGCUAAACUUAGGGGGGAAGAGUACAAGCAGUCGUUAGAGAAGGGUGAAGCGAGAGAAGUUGAAGAAUAUUUGAAAAUAGUCCGUCCCCAGCCACGACAUGCAAGAGAAAAGGCAGUAGGAGAAAUUUUGAUGAGAAGUGACUUCCACAGAGUAGCGUUUGCGACUACAUUUAUGUCAGCAGCCAUCACCGGAGCGCACAGACAGACAACGCAUCUCAUUCUGGAUGAGACGACUCAAAUACCGUUUUGUACUGUCAUGCAUCUGGUCUGUCACAUGCCCGCCUUGAAGUCCGUCUUAUUGACGGGCGAUAAGCGCCAACUGGCUGUUCAUGUAGCUGAGUUGGAAGAAGUAAUCCAGAGAGGCUUCGGCCUUGAAUCAGUAGUUGAACAAAUUGAAGAAUGUGUGCGUGUAACUACCACCACACUUGAGCGUUGCUAUCGAGCACAUCCAGCAAUUGUUGACUGUUUUGACUUCGCGUCUUAUCGUCAGCAUGGCGAGCGUGUAAUAGCAGCAGUAACCGCGGAAGAGCGCGCUGGUUUAACGAAUUCUGGAAUUCAUCUCCCAGUCAAUGGCAUUCCAGUUGUGUUGAUUGAUGUUGAAGGGCAAAAUAUUCAGGAUCCGACUUCAUUCAGCCUAGAAUGCCCGGAACAAACUGAAGUGGUGCUUCGGCUCGUAAAAAUCCUGGAACCGCGCGAUCCAAACAUUGUCAUCAUUUGCUUAUACACCUACCAAGCCGAGAUCAUAAGGCAAACACUUCGGAAAAUUGAUAGUCGUGUAGCUGUACAUACGUGUGACAGCUUUCAAGCUCAGGAACAACGCAUUGUAAUUCUUGUUACCACGCGCACACUUACAAAAGGCACCAGAGCAACCUCGGACUUUAUUAAGGACACGCAGCGAGCGACGGUAGCUUUGUCGCGUUCUCAGCAUGGAUUAUUUGUAGUUGCUGAUUUUGAAGCGAUUAAAGAGGGCGAAGUGUGGCGGCGCUUUAUGCAGCAAGCAGAAAUGUUCACCCCAAUCGUAGACAGCAGAUACUUAGAAGUGAUGGAUCUCCCGAAGAGUUGA